AUGGUACCCAUCCACCCCGAGCAAAUCCCAGCGUCUGUUGUACCGUACACUUUGAGUUGGAUCUUAAUUUUGUCUUUGCUGUUUGUUUCAGGCUGGCUCUCUGUCUCUGGUUCUGAAUUUCAGACUGUGGAGGUCCAGUCUGGUGAAGACGUCACACUGCAGUGCUCCAACAUUUCCAGAAGUUCAACACAUACAGAGUGGUUCAGAGUGGUCAACCGAGCUACGUUGAGCUGCAUUGCCUCUAUGUAUGGCUCCAAUGGACAAGCUUCUUUCUGUGAUGGAUUUCAAAAUGGAAAAUUCAAUAUGACUUCCAACAACGUUGCCGUCUUUCUUCAAAUAAAGCCAGUGGAUCUGUCUGAUGCUGGCCUGUAUUUCUGUGGAUUUUUCUUGGACUAUCAUAUAAUUAUUUCCACUAGGGUACAGUUGAGAAUUCAAGGUGGUGAAACCAGUGAAGGAGAGGAUUUUAAGACUGAAGAAGAGUGCAACAGAACGACCCAACCAUUGAGCAUCAUCCUGGCUGGUCUGACUGGUUUACUCAGUAUAGUGGUCAUUGUUCUGGUUUUAAAAGUCAGGAAACCUCAAACAGGUAAAUUAACUCCACAACAGCAGCCAGAGCAAAGCAGUGAGAAUGUGGACUCCGUUUACCUGAAAUCUGCAGCAUUGAGACUCCACCCACAAACACCCAGAAGCAGAAGGCCUGCAAUAGAGACACAAGUGGAAACUCAUGUUGUUUAUGCUGCCAGUGCAUAGAGCUGAUUCUCUGUGUUCAUGAUGGGAAAACGUGUUUAGUGGUUAAGUCUUUAUAACCCUUGACUAAACAUUUUAUAUCUGUUUUUCUGCCUUAAUUUGUCUUCAUAUCAAAUAAAAUAUGGGCAUAUAAAGUUACUCAUAGGGAGAGUCAGGUCGUCUUCAGGGGGAAGGAGGCAUGAGCGAGAUACUGAUCACUUGACAGGAAGAGACUUCACAGUGUGGUCUGAGUGCUGAACUCACAAGGCCUGUACAGUCAGUAAUGGUUCACAGCAAAGUUUAAGAAAGGCAUUGAAGCUUGAGCUAGAUAACGUCAGGCUUUGUACUUUCACAGACUUUAGAAAAAUAUUCCAAGACAGUAAUAUGUUUUAUAAUGAAAUGUAAUUGAAAAUAUAUUUUUUGAUCCUGCAAACUUUGAUGAAAAGCAGUGUAAGAGUCACAAUAAAAUCUGUGGAACAGUAAAAAUUUGCUGAUUUUAAGACUACAGAUGAUCAAGAAACAAAGAAAAUCCUACAACAGUUUUCUCUUUGCUGACGUAAAUGAUGAAACCACAGAUUUAAUACAACAUUACUACCACAUAAGUGGUACUAAAUGGACGCCAUUUAAAUUUAUUUUAACUUUGUAAAUGUUAAUUGCACCUCUAUCACACCCUGAAACAGUCAGUGUGUAUAUGGGCAGCUUUCUUGCUUGACCACGUUCUUGUGCACAUUCUGGGGUGCAACAAAUCUCAUGCUUCCCCCCCUGUUAUUUUCCACUGCGGUGACAACACUGUGUAUCAGAUAAACUGAAAACCACACAGACACUAGCCUUUAA
Haplochromis burtoni (Burton's mouthbrooder) is the source of this 1560-nucleotide messenger RNA. RefSeq lists its product as uncharacterized. NCBI's taxonomy places the organism in Eukaryota, Metazoa, Chordata, Actinopteri, Cichliformes, Cichlidae. The transcript is spliced from 6 exons. Bases 1 to 750 code for a protein of 249 amino acids. The record is from RefSeq and is a predicted model, not a curated record. Gene Ontology annotation, biological process: response to bacterium.